Messenger RNA from Plasmodium falciparum 3D7, 4533 nucleotides. Its product is annotated as putative phosphorylated CTD interacting factor 1 WW domain-containing protein. NCBI's taxonomy places the organism in Eukaryota, Apicomplexa, Aconoidasida, Haemosporida, Plasmodiidae. The record is from RefSeq and is a predicted model, not a curated record. Gene Ontology annotation, molecular function: RNA polymerase II C-terminal domain binding; mRNA (2'-O-methyladenosine-N6-)-methyltransferase activity.
AUGUUAGAUAUUAAGGAUGAGUAUAAAUUACAAGAUGAAUUUAUUAAAUUAAGAAGAAUAUUAAUAAAUAUCUUUUGCUAUGAACUGUUUUAUUCUCCGAAUAAAAAAUUAAAAAAUAGAUUAUUGUAUAUAAUAAGAAAAAGUGAAUGUUAUAAGAAAUGUUGUUUUUUGUUUAAUGGUGAAUAUAAUAAUGUACAUAAUGAUGAUGAAUUUUGUGUAUGUGCUUAUAAAAAAUAUAGACAAAAGAUAAAUAAAAUUUUCAAACGUUUUAUGAUGAAAAAGAAUAAAUAUAAUAAAAGGAAAAAAAAAGAAAAGGACAAUAAAUUAUAUACAUAUUGUGAGUUAAGAAAAAAUAUUUGUUUUAUGGAAAAGGAAAUUUUUAAUAGAUUAUUUUUUAAUAUUAAUAUUAGAUAUUCUAAUUAUGUGAUAGAAAGAAAAUAUAUGUAUUUAUAUUUCUUGUUCAUAAAAUUUAUGGGUGUAUUAAAAAAAAAAAAAAAACAAUAUAUAAUAAACAACAACAAUAAUAAUGUUAGUAAAAAGGAUAAGCCUUGUUGUUUCAUAGAUUCUUUGUUGUCCCAUUUUUGUAUAAAACAGUUUUCAUUAUUUAUUAAUUACUUAUUAAAGGGGAAAAGGGACAAUAUUUAUUUUGAAUUAUUGAAAGGAGAAAUUAAAAGUACUUUUUUUAAUUUAAACAUAGAUAAAAAUAGAUACAAAAAAGAAAAUGUACAUAUAUAUCAGAAGAAAUAUACAAAUUUUUGUCAUUCUAUUGUUAUAUAUAAAUAUAAACCAAUAAUAAAAUAUGAAAAAAAAAUUCAUAACAAUAUUAAUAAAAAAAAAAUAUAUAUAUAUUAUUAUAUCAAAUAUCUUCUUCAGAAAAAAAAUAAUUCAUAUAAUUUUUCCAUAAACAGAUUUUAUUACAUUAAACAUAGAAAUAGGACACAAGAUAUUUUUUUAAAUAUUCCAAAAAAGAAAAAUAUAUAUAUUUUUAGUGUCAAUAUUAAUAGUUUUAAAUGUGUUAUAAAUAAAUUUAUAUAUAACGAUUUUUAUUACAAUUUAUUAAAUUCUAUUUUUUAUAGUAUAAUAAAUAUACCCUUACAAUAUGUAUGUGAUACGUAUAUAUAUUAUUUAUAUUGUUAUGAUAGUGACCUUAAAAAUGAUGAGAAUUUAUUAUGUGUACAUGAAGAAUAUAAUAACAACAUAAAUAAAAACAUGGAAAAUAAUAACAACAUAAAUAAAAACAUGGAAAAUAAUAACAACAUAAAUAAAAACAUGGUAAAUAACUACAAUAAUAAUAAUGAUAUUUAUAAUGAUAUUUAUAAUGAUAUUUAUAAUUAUAAUCAUAUUUAUAAUUAUAAUCAUAUUUAUAAUUAUAAUCAUAUUUAUAAUUAUAAUCAUAUUUAUAAUGAUAAUAAUAAAACAGACAAAUGUAAUAAUACGUGUAAUAUAAAAAAACAUAAAGACAAAUUUAUACAUUUCUUAAAAUAUUUGUUUAUAUCAUCAGAUCAAUAUGAAAAAGAUAUAAAGAAUAAUCUACCAUAUUCACAAAGGUCUUUUCUUUUUUAUUUUAUUAAUCAUAUAAAAGGAUUGUUGAAAAAUAAUAUAAGAAAUAUGUUAUAUUUAACUAUAAGCAAUGUGCACAAAAUUAUAUACAAUGACAUGUCCUUGGAAUAUAUUUUUUAUUUAUUUCUUUUUUAUUUUAUUUUUCUAGAUAUAAAAAUAUAUUGUACCAUAUUUAUUAAUUUGGAGAAAACAUCUUUAUCUUAUGAAGAAAUAAAAAUAUUUAAAUAUUUUAUCAAAGGUUCUACUGAUCAUAUAAAAAAUGAGAAAACAAAAAAAAAAAAAAAAAAAAAAAGUAACAUAAAAAAUGAUAUAUGUAAUAAUAUUAAAAAUACAAACGUGUAUAACCCUACCAAAAAUUAUAAUUAUAAUAAUAAUAAUAAUGAAAAGGUAAGCGAUUAUUUUCAUAUAUGUUUAAUAUGUUCAUAUAAUAUACUAAAUCAAGACAAGAUAUUUAUGAUGGAAAAAAUAAAAAUUCUCUUUUAUAUUAUAUAUUAUAUUUUAUAUAUAAAUCAUUUUAGUUGUGAUAAAAAUCAACAUGAUACAUUUUUACGUUAUUUCCUUUUUUACACUUUUCAAAAAAAAUCGACGUUGUUUAACAUAUAUCCUUUACUUUCAAAAACACAAAAAUGGUUACCUGAUGAGUAUAAGGAUAAUCUUCUUAUAAAUUAUGUUGUUCAUACAUGUUGUAGUUUUACUAAAAAAAAAAUUCAAAAGGAUUUGAAAAAGUAUCUUAUUAAAUUAUUAAUUAGUAAGAAACAUAAAUAUUACCAAUAUUUUAUUAAAUUAUUAAAUGAAGAAGAUAAAAAUAUAGCAUAUUUUAAAAAAGACAUUUUCAAAAAUACACAUGCGAUUAAUGAAUAUAAGAAUAUUCAUUAUAAUAAAAAUACCAAAAAUGAACAAAUAUAUAAUAAUUUUAUAAAUAAUAAUUAUAAGGUAAAAUAUAACCAUGAAAUAAUAUCUUCUAUAAAUAAAAAUUCAUUUGUGAAAGAUCAAAGAAUUUAUCUUUAUAAUAAACAAAUAUUAUAUUAUCAACAACAAUUUUAUAAUUAUGUUUUUUAUAUGUUCAGGACAUUCUAUGAAAAUUUAAAAUUAUUCUUAUUACCAUUAUUACAAAAUAUUUAUCACAACCGUUUGAUAUAUAUAAAUGUAUAUAUGUAUUUAUUUAUGAUACGUUCUUAUUAUUAUAUACAGAAAAAAAAAAAAAUAAACAUCAAAAAUGUGAAAUGUGAAAAAUGUAAAAUAUAUAAAAAAUGUAAAAAAUAUCAAAAUAAUAUUUGUUAUUAUUAUUAUUAUUAUUAUUAUUAUUAUCGUAAUAAUAAUUAUAACAAUAAAUUGUUAAUUAAUUAUUCAUCAGAGGGUCAAGUAUUAAAUAUAAAAGAUAUUACAUGUACCAAAAAAAGUAAAGAAAGGAAACAAUCUAUUAUUUUAAAAUAUUACAUAAUCAAUUUAUGUAUACAUUUAUAUAAUUAUUAUCUAUUUAUGUUAAAAAAAAAUAAGGUUAAAAAAUGUAAUAAAAUGUUUUUAAGAAAAUAUCUGAAAUUACUUCUAUAUAUAGGACGUAACAUAUUACAUAUAUGUACACACCCUCAGCAUUACAUACCAUUUCUAUGUAAGAUGAUUAAUUUUGUCAAUAUGUAUAUCUACAAAUAUGUGGAAUGUUAUAAUGACAUAUCUUGUAUAUAUUCAAUAAAAAAUGAAAAAAUGAAAUAUAAAAACAGGUCACCAUCUAUUCUAUAUAGAUUUUUUCUUAUAACAAAACAAACUACCAAUAUGUCCAUUCAUAAUAUUAAAAAAAAAAAAAAAAAAAAAAAUUUCUGCAAAAAAAACAAGACAUAUUUUAUUAUAACAAAUGGAAAUCAUAACAUAUAUUUAGAAAAAUAUAUAAAGAAAAUAUUAUUAAACAAAGGGGUGCAAAAUAUAUUCCACAAUAUUUAUGUACAUAUAAAAGAGGAUUCUUUUUCUGUACAAACAAAACAGAAUUUUAUAAUUUUUAAACUUAAAUAUAAAGAAGAUGAUAACACAAAUACUUUACAGAAUAUUUAUUACCAAAUUAAUGGGAAAAAAUAUUUUGUUUUUGAUAAUUUAUAUAAAUUAAAAAAGACAUAUAAAAUAAAUUAUAUAAUUUUAUGUUUACUAUUUUAUAGAUAUUGUUAUUUCUUUUAUACAUACAAUUCUUUUAUUUUUUCGUAUCUUUUUACAAAUAUUUUUUGUAUAUGUAUUGAUUGUCUUAAUAAAUAUGUUAUUGUAAAAAAUUGUCAAGAUAAAAAGAAGGAAAGGUGUCAAGAUAAUAGUCAUGAUUGUUUUUAUAAACAAAAUGGCAUUUUAAAAAAAAACAGGAAUCAUAUCUUAAUUAAAAAUUUUUAUUAUUUGAUUUUCUUUUUAUUAAUACGUUAUCAUACAAUCAUUGGAAAUAUUUCUCAUUCGGGUUUACAAAAUUGUAUACCCAAGAGAAUAAUGAACGCUUUAAAAAAAUACAUGAAUGUAAAUGUAGAAUGUUUUUCUUCCCCAUUCAAUUCUGUUUUAGAAAACUAUUGUUCUUUUUUUAGUGACAUUGAUAUUUUUUUUGGAAGUAAAGGUGAUUUCUUCAAAUAUACCUUAAAAAGUGGCGUAUAUGAAGUCAACCCUCCUUUUGAUAUUUUUCUAAUUAAUAAGUUGAUAAUAUAUAUUUUGUUCAAGUUAAAAAUGGAUGUAAAUCAUCUAACCUUUUUUUUAAUUAUUCCUUAUAUGAAGGAUAUAAAUUAUUACUAUGAGUUAUUAUUUUCUUCGUCUUAUCUAUCACAUUUUUUCAUAUUACAAAGGAAUACAUAUACAUUUUCAACCAGAUUAUUUGAAGGAAGGGAGAAUGAAUAUAUAUCAACGUGUGAUUGUUUUGUAUUUAUUUUGCAAAAUAAAAAAGCACAAAUUGAAAAUAGGAUUCCUAAGAAAAGAGUAUUAAAAAUAAAAAAGUUAUGGCAAAAUGUUGAUCAUAUUUAA